Molecule: messenger RNA, 1373 nt
Organism: Neogale vison (American mink)
Lineage: Eukaryota; Metazoa; Chordata; Mammalia; Carnivora; Mustelidae
Product: zinc finger protein OZF-like
Exons: 2
Coding region: 18-1328 (436 amino acids)
Biological process (GO): regulation of transcription by RNA polymerase II
Molecular function (GO): RNA polymerase II cis-regulatory region sequence-specific DNA binding; DNA-binding transcription factor activity
Source: RefSeq, a predicted model, not a curated record
CAGUCAAGGAUGAGGAAAUGGACUUCACUCAUGUGGAAGAAGAACAGCUGAAUUCUGCCCAAAGGUACAUGGGCAUGGAUAUGAAAGUGGAGAAUUGUGGGAGCCUGGUAUUUUGGGAUUCUGAAUCUAUACCUGAAACUAAAGAAUGCUUUCGGAAGCAGGGACUUUAUGAUGAAAUGUCAUCUGAAAGAGAUCUGAUAAUGGAGAGACUCAAGAAGGAUGAGUCCUGGGACUCCAGACUGAUAGAAACCUGGCAAUGUGCGGACACAUUAGAAAGGCAGCAAGGAAAUCCGAAGAAAGAUUUAAGGCAAAUCAUAAUUAAACGUAAGAAAAACCCCAUGGAGGAUUGUAGUGAAACCGGUGAAAGUUCAAGCCCAAUUCAACAUCACAUUUACCCAGUGAAAAAGCCUUGGAAGUGCAAUGAAUGUGGGAAGGCCUUCAGUUACUACUCAGCCUUCAUCCUUCAUCAGAGAAUUCAUACUGGAGAGAAGCCUUACGUGUGUAAUGAGUGUGGAAAGGCCUUCAGUCGGAGCUCAUCACUUAUUCAGCAUCAGAGGAUUCACACUGGAGAGAAACCGUAUGAGUGUAACGAAUGUGGGAAGGCCUUCAGUCAUCGGUCAGCUCUUAUCCAACAUCAUAUCAUUCACACUGGAGAAAAGCCCUAUGAGUGCAAUGAAUGUGGGAAGGCCUUCAACCAAAGCACAUACCUUAUUCAACAUCACAGAAUCCAUACCGGAGAGAAACCCUAUAAAUGCAAGGAAUGUGGGAAAGCUUUCAAUGAUACCUCAUCCCUUAUUAAACAUCAAAGGGUUCAUACUGGAGAAAAACCCUAUGGAUGUACAGAGUGUGGGAAAGCUUUCAGUGACAGGUCGGGCCUCACGCAACAUCAGAGAACUCAUACAGGGGAAAAGCCAUAUGAAUGCAGUGAAUGCGGGAAAGCCUUCAGUUACUGUUCAGCUCUUAUUCAACACCAAGGAACCCAUACUGGGGAGAAACCUUACAAAUGUAAUGAAUGUGGGAAAGCCUUCAGUGACCGCUCAGCUCUUGUAAGACAUCAGAGAAUUCAUACUGGAGAGAAACCUUACAAAUGCAAAGAAUGCAAGAAAGCCUUCAGCCAGAGCUCAUCUCUUACAAAGCACGUGAGAACUCAUACUGGAGAGAAACCGUAUAAAUGCAAUGAUUGUGACAAAGCCUUCAGCCAGAGUUCAUCUCUUAUUCAACACCAGAAAACCCACACGGGAGAAAAACACUACAAGUGUAAGAAAUGUGAGAAAACCUUUAACAUGCGUUCAGCCUUUCAUCAACACAAAGAAAUUCAUGAUGAAUAGAAUGCAGUAAAUUCACGAAGUAACUAUGUAGUCUCAGUGCACCCA